UUAUAUUCUUCCGUUUUGGAAGUUCAGAGAGAUUCUAGAUCCGAUCAUUCCUCUUCCGUUGAGGUUACCUUGAGCGUUCCUCCUGCAACGCGGAGCCUGGAGGCGUUCCUCUACGCCAACCCCGUCCUCUUACCAUCCACCCGCUUCCUCCUCCUCUUACCACCUACCUUAUUAUCCUCCUCCUCUGGCUGCGGACCUCUCACAAAGGACCCCCCCCUUAUAAACAGUUGGUAACAGCUUUUUUUUUUAAGGUAACAGCUAUAUGGUAUGGUCCCGCGUGAAGUCUGCAGCUACCAAUUCACCCAUCUCCGCGGGCGCGCCGCUCAGCACGGUAAGCAUGAGUUCCUUCCUUUAGCCUUUUCCUUUACCGAGUCAAUGAUUCUCUGUUGUUUUAUAAGUGCAGGUCCAUAUACCUCCCAAGAUAACGAAGGUCGGAGAAUGGCCUUGACGAGCUUCGUCAAGGCCACGAAGACCCUCGCCGUCGACACCUUUCUCCAUCGAUGGUGUCGCUGACGAAGCCUGACGGUUCUACUACCUAAACGGUAAGUGCAAUUUCCAGCUUAUUCUUUCCCGGUCAGUACUGACCGGUUUUUUUGGCUUUGUUUUUUCCAGCUGUUUGUGCAGACUGUCGAAGACGUCCAAGUGAAGACCGUCCAAGACGUCCAAGUGAAGACCGUCCAAGACGUCCAAGUGAAGACCGUCCAAGACGUCCAAGUGAAGACCGUCCAAGACGUCCAAGUGAAGACCGUCCAAGACGUCCAAGUGAAGACCGUCCAAGACGUCCAAGUGAAGACCGUCCAAGACGUCCAAGUGAAGACCGUCCAAGACGUCCAAGACCGUCCAAGACUUACGACUGCCCAAGGGGGGCCUGUGGGGGUCGUGGGGGGGGAUGGGGGCAGGGGAAGGUGGAGAGGCAUGGCAGCCCCGGCCCUGUCCUCUCCAUCGAACCCUCCCUCUCCCACUUCUCCUCGGGUCCCCACGCCAACGACGGACCUUUGAGGUACUAUCAAUUUCGUGCUUUAUCGUUUCUGUUUUUUUUUGUUUUCCCGUACUAACCUAUUUCGGUUGGCUCUAAGAUGCAGGUUUCGGCAAGGGUGGAGGCUACGGACGCCAUGACUCCCUCCUCUCUCUUCCCCUCCUCCCGCCAUACCUCAGGUAUGCGCACAAGGGGGAGAGGAGAAUGGAUGGGCGGAAAGGUUAAGUAUGGGGACGGUACCUUACUGACGGCGUUACUACAGGCACGUUAUCUAGGACGAUCGCAGGGCGUUAUCUAGGACGGAUCGCGUUACCGAAGGGCGUUACAUAGGACGACGCGUUACCGAACGGCGUUACAUAGGACGGUCGCGUUACCGAACGGCGUUACAUAGGACGAUCGCGUUACCAAACGGCGUUACAUAGGACGAUCGCGUUACCGAGCGGCGUUACAUAGGACGAUCGCGUUAACGAACGGCGUUACAUAGGACGGUCGCGUUACCGAACGGCGUUACAUAGGACGAUCGCGUUACAGUAGGGACGGUCUCUCCUCGCAACCUCCUCUGCAGCUGCUCGUUACAAUCGCCAUUGACCUUCGCCACUCUGCAGCAGCAGCAGCACUCCUCUCUUCCCCUCGUGAGCAUGAGGCCUUCUUGAGGUGGUUUUCUGCCCGUGGCAGAACUAAUAAUUUUUCCCCUUUCCCCCCUUUUUCCCGAGCGAAUGACCCCCACCUCAUCGUGGUGCUCGGGUGAACGCUAGGGGCUUGCCCCUAGCGGCCAAGUGGGGUCAAGUUGUAAGUUGCAGGUUGAGAACAAGUAACUGUCUUGAGAACUACUCUUAUGUAAGCCCAUUGUUUUAUAAGUGGCAUCAAAUUGUCUUCAUGAUGAUAGCGGCGGUUUCAAC
Messenger RNA from Closterium sp. NIES-67, 1875 nucleotides. The record is from the annotation of a GenBank genome assembly. NCBI's taxonomy places the organism in Eukaryota, Viridiplantae, Streptophyta, Zygnematophyceae, Desmidiales, Closteriaceae.